Molecule: messenger RNA, 600 nt
Organism: Oncorhynchus mykiss (rainbow trout)
Lineage: Eukaryota; Metazoa; Chordata; Actinopteri; Salmoniformes; Salmonidae
Source: RefSeq, a predicted model, not a curated record
AUGAUUUUGAGCUCCCCAGCCCCAGCUACAGCUCCCCAGCCCCGGCCCCAGCUACAGCUCCCCAGCCCACAACUUCAGCCUCAGCCCCAGCUACAGCUCCCCAGCCCCGGCCCCAGCUACAGCUCCCCAGCCUUAGCCCCAGCCCCAGCUACAGCUCCCCAGCCCCGGCCCCAGCUACAGCUCCCCAGCCUUAGCCCCAGCCCCAGCUACGCUCCCCAGCCCCAGCUCCCCAGCCUUAGCCCCAGCCCCAGCUACAACUCCCCAGCCCCAGCUACAGCUCACCAACCCCAGCUACAGCUCCCCAUCCUUAUCCCCAGCUCCAGCUACAGCUCCCCAGCCUCAGCUACAGCUCCCCAGCCCCAGCUACAGCUCCCCAGCCCCAGCUACAGUUACAGCUCCCCAGCCUUAGCCCCAGACCCAGCCACAGCUCCCCAGCCUCAGCCCCAGCUACAGCCCCACAGCUUCUGCCCCAGCCCCAUGCAGUCCCGGCCCAGCACCAAGCCCCAGCCCAGGCUGCUUUGCGGAGUCUCCAGCGACGGUUUCCAGUCCGGGGCCCGCAGAGAGGGUCCCCACACCAGAGACGCCACCAAAGCGGGGUGA